This is a messenger RNA of Ipomoea triloba (trilobed morning glory), 1093 nucleotides long. Its product is annotated as reticulon-like protein B5. The record is from RefSeq and is a predicted model, not a curated record. The transcript has 5 exons. NCBI's taxonomy places the organism in Eukaryota, Viridiplantae, Streptophyta, Magnoliopsida, Solanales, Convolvulaceae. Bases 114 to 878 code for a protein of 254 amino acids.
GUUCGGGCAAGACACUAUAGUAAGGCAGACAGCAAGACAGUCCAAAAGGCAGUAGUACUCUCGAAAGACCAAAAUAUACCUUGCCGGCGGCGAGAUAUCAGAGGCUUAAACCGAUGGCCGAUCACGCCGGCGAGCACGAUUCAGUUGUUGAAUCGGUGAUGGAUAAGAUCACUGAAAAGUUCCACGGCCACGAUUCGUCGUCGGAUUCGGAUGACGAGAAGCACAAGGAGUCUCCCGUUGAAGCCGUCAAGGCUAAGAUCUACCGUCUUUUCGGGCGUGAGAAGCCAGUGCACAAGGUCCUGGGCGGUGGAAAACCUGCUGAUAUUUUCCUCUGGAGGGACAAGAAGGUUUCUGCUGGUGUGCUUGGUUUUGCAACUGCUAUCUGGGUGUUUUUUGAAUUGCUGGAAUAUCACUUGCUUACACUAGUAUGCCAUGUAUUGAUUCUUGCUCUAGCAAUCUCUUUCUUGAUGUCAAAUGCAUCGACUUUCAUUAAAAAGUCUCCGCUUCAUAUCCCAGAAGUCUGCAUUCCUGAGGAUAUUGUCCUUGGUGUGGCUUCUGCACUUAGGAUUGAAAUCAAUACAGCUUUAGCUAACCUUCGAGACAUUGCAUGCGGGAAAGACUUGAAGAAGUUCCUUGGAAUUAUUGCUGGCUUGUGGUUGUUCUCAAUCUUGGGGAAUCUCUGCAACUUCCUUACAUUGUUUUACAUAAGCUUUGUGUUGCUUCACACUGUCCCCCUCCUGUAUGAGAAAUAUGAGGAUCAGGUCGAUGCUUUUGCUGAGAAGGCUGAGGCAGAGAUCAAGAAGCAAUAUGCAGUGUUCAAUGAGAAGGUUCUCAGUAAAAUUCCCAAAGGCCCCCUGAAAGACAAAAAGUUUGCUUAGUUACACACAAGUGACUUAGUCAGUUGGUUCAAAUUUGAUGUUUUCUUCUUCUAAAUGUUUUUUUCUUUUGUGAAAAUACUUUAGAGUCCAUGUACUGGAUUUGUUUUUGACUUAAUUAUCUGCAACAGUUUACAAUGCUAUGGCAUAUUAUGAGGUACUUGUGCUUUUUGUCUGCUAUAACUGUUGUUGGCAGUCUACUAAACAUGGUUAUAGUA